CAUUGAAACACCUCAACGAAAAACCCAAAAAGGGAAAACGAAAGAAAACUCUGCCAUUUCAAAACCUUCGCAAAUUGCAGCUAUGGAAUCCGCUCUCAUCAGAACCGUUUCCGUUCCCGUCCUCUCGUCGGCCGUCGCCGCUUCUUCGUCCUUCUCCAAUUACAAACCGUUGUAUGGAGCUCUCUCCGGCCAGAACAGUUCCAUUUCAUCUCCGAAGAUCUCUCUGCAUUUUGAGAUCAAUCAUCGCAGAGGAAAGAACUGGAGUGGUAUUCGAAGAGCGGCAUCGGAGAGCGACAUAUCGCGAUCGCUCCACGAGGUUUCGAGUCCGUAUGAUCAAUUCGGUGGAUUCAGAUCUCGAUAUUGGUCCGUUCCUUCCGAAAUACCAGAGGAUGAGUUUCUGAACCAGGAUGAAUUUCACCGUGAUUCAUUUGCGGACACUGAAUUUCUAAAUUCCGGAAUCGUAAGCGGCGAUGGCGGUGAUUUUGUAGCAGAUAAAUUUUCGGACGGAAGUAGUGAAUCUAGUAAGAUCAGAGCGUACUACGAAGAGAUGCUGAAAUCGAACCCUAGCGACGCUCUGAUAUUGAGAAACUACGGAAAAUUCUUACACGAGGUUGAGAAAGAUAGUAAACGAGCAGAGGAAUGCUACAGCAGAGCAAUACUGGCGAGUCCAAGAGACGGAGAAUUGCUGGCUCUAUACGGGAAAUUAGUAUGGGAUACUCAAAGAGACAAGCGAAGAGCUCAAUAUUACUUCGAUCGUGCCGUGUGUGCCUCCCCUAACGACUGUUUGGUGAUAGGAUAUUACGCUCAUUUCUUGUGGCUGGUAGAAGACGAUGAGGAGGAAGCGACGGCGGUGGCUCCGGCGCCGGCGCCAGCUCUGGUUGCGGCGUUUUAAUGGAAGAAAUUGGUUUGAAGGAGGUUUCGCGGAUAUAGGAGAGGAAGAAUUGAGGGAGAAGUGGCACGUGAUUUGUGGACGUGCCAUUUCAGGAGGAAAUAAAUUGCACGUGACUUGUUGGUGUAAUGUAAAGUCCCAUAAUAAUAAAAAAAAAUAACUCUGAUUUCUAUUUUAAAA
Cucurbita moschata (crookneck pumpkin) is the source of this 1069-nucleotide messenger RNA. RefSeq lists its product as uncharacterized. The record is from RefSeq and is a predicted model, not a curated record. The transcript is spliced from 3 exons. Gene Ontology annotation, molecular function: protein binding. The coding region runs from base 83 to 892 and encodes 269 amino acids. Lineage: Eukaryota; Viridiplantae; Streptophyta; Magnoliopsida; Cucurbitales; Cucurbitaceae.